CCGCCCCGCCCGAGCCCGCCCGGCCGCUGUCUCCGCCUGUCGCUGGCUUCGCGACCGCCGGCUCCGAGGAAGCGGAGGGCGGAGUGGGGGGGCUGGCGCCUAGAGGGAGGCACGGGCCUAGGGCCAGGCCGACCGGGAGGGCACAGCUGAUGUGAAUUUGUUGCAGGUAACAAUUUGCGUUUGUAGCAAAAAUGCUUUCAGAACAGACAGCAGCCCUGGGGACAGGAUGGGAGUCAAUGAAUGUCCAGCUGGAUGGAGCAGAGCCCCGGGUGGAAAGGGGAAGCCAGGAAGAGGGGCCACGGAGAACAACACCAGGGCCACUGGAGCACCUAUGCUGCGACCUUGAAGAGGAGCCACAGCCCCUUCAGGAGAAGGCUCAGUCAGCUCCCUGGGUUCCUGCCAUUACCCAGGAGGGGAGCACUGGAGAUUGGGAGAUGGCAGCUGCUCUUCUCGCAGCCGGAUCACAGGGCCUGGUAACAAUCAAGGAUGUGUCCCUGUGCUUCUCUCAGGAGGAAUGGCGGAGCCUGGACCCUUCUCAGACAGACUUUUAUGGAGAAUAUGUCAUGCAGGAAAACUGUGGAAUAGUGGUCUCUCUAAGAUUUCCAAUUCCCAAAUUGGACAUGCUUUCUCAACUAGAAGGAGGGGAAGAACAAUGGGUCCCUGACCCCCAGGACUUAGAAGAGAGGGACAUCCUGAGGGUCACAUAUACAGGAGAUGGAAGUGAGCACGAGGGAGAUACCCCUGAACUAGAAGCAGAACCUCCCAGAAUGUUGUCUAGUGUGUCUGAAGAUACUGUUCUCUGGAACCCAGAACAGGAUGAGAGCUGGGAUUCCAUGCCCAGGAAUUCCAGAGGAAUGCUCCUGGCCCCACCUUUUCUUCAGGAAGAUAGCUUCUCAAACCUUCUAUGUAGCACAGAGAUGGAUUCCCUGUUAAGACCACACACUUGCCCCCAGUGUGGGAAACAGUUUGUGUGGGGCUCCCACCUUGCCAGGCACCAGCAAACACACACUGGGGAAAGGCCCUACAGCUGCCUCAAGUGUGAGAAGAGCUUUGGGCGAAGACAUCACCUGAUCCGGCACCAGAAAACCCACCUACAUGACAAGCCCAGCAGAUGCUCUGAGUGUGGCAAGAAUUUCCGAUGCAACUCCCACUUGGCCAGCCACCAGAGAGUGCACGUGGAAGGCAAGUCCUGCAAGGGCCAAGAGGUUGGAGAGAGCCCUGGGGUUCGGAAACGGCAGCGUGCUCCACCAGUGCCAAAGUGCCAUGUGUGCACUGAGUGUGGGAAGAGCUUUGGCCGACGGCACCACCUGGUGAGACACUGGCUGACCCAUACUGGGGAAAAGCCCUUCCAGUGCCCUCGCUGUGAGAAGAGCUUUGGCCGCAAACAUCACCUGGACAGGCACCUGCUGACCCACCAAGGACAAAGUCCCCGGAGCAGCUGGGACAGAGGGACAUCUGUCUUUUGAAAUUUGUUUCUGCUGCAACUAUGGUCACAUCUUUCAGCUGGUGCUACCAGGCAUCUCUGCCAGAGCUGCCCUUCUCCUGUACCCCAGUGGCCAGAAUCAUGAGCCCUAGAGAGAUGAGAUUCCAGCAUUGGUCAGACAUUUCUCACCAGUUCUGUGAGAUACCACAUAAAAGUUCUGUAGGCAAAACUUUUGGGAAACAGUGCUUCUAUAUGGGCUGAUAUUCAGCCUGAGCCCAUUCUCAAGGGUACAGUGGUGCCAGCAGUUUAUGGCUGAGUUCUGGUACGAUUGGGUGGUACCCAUGCUGUACCAAUUGUUAAAUAUUUUGAGUAUCACCCUUGUAUACUGUAACUAUUAUAUUCUUUCUAUAUGUAUAUAGAGAGAGACCAUAUAAGCAUAUUAAAGGCUCUGAAAACUUUCGCAGUAGAGCAAAUUGUUAAGCCUCUUUAAAUGCAGUGUUUCCUAAAUUUAUUUGACCUUAAUAUUCUUUCUAUCUUGUAUUGCACAGAACUGGUGAUUCCAUGAAACAUACUCUGGAGAACCACUGGGCUAGAGAGUAAUGAGGAAACAAGAAAGAGAUAAUGAUUAGGCACCCCGAGCCCCCCUUUUUUAACCAAAUGAAAGCUGAGGGGCAGACCUCAUUCCUGUGUGGGUCCAUCACUCUUACCCUGCUCAGCUGAAUAUACAUCCACAUCUCUACUCCCACCUGCUGAAAAACAGAAACAAUAAUCUUUUCACCCCCUUAUUCCUUCUCCCUUCAUCUUGCACAUAUAUAUAUCCAGCUGAGAGAUCACACCAGAAAGCUAAAAGAUGGUCCUUAUAUCCCCGAGUAACCUAGGCCCACACAGAAGAAAAAAAACUUGAUCCCCCUGAACAGAUCCCCCUCCUCCUGACUGUCUUUGUGUGUCUAUGUGUAUGUGUGUGCAGGGUCCUUGAAGAGAGCAUGCAAAGUGCAAACUGUACAAGAUAGAUUUUCUAGGGGCUGCGUUCUGGGGAUGAGGGUAGUGGGGUUUUUUGUUUGAUUUGUCAAGAUAGGAAGUAAGCUGAACAAUUAAGGAGGCCCUACUGGAAAGGUUAAGUGCAUGGGUUAAGUUGUGGGAGUUGAGAUAUAAUGCCUUCCCCAGUAUCACUGAAAUCAAGACAGCUGUGAAAGUCUAGGUCUGAAUUUCUGGGCCACUGAUUCUUUGUGCCUGGGAAGAGACAGAAAGAGACAUUGUCAGUGAAGUGAGCUGUUUCUUGUUGAUUUCAAACAAAUCAACAUUUCAAAUAGAAGCUUUCUGUUGAGUGGGUAUUUGUCUUAAGUGCUGGGAAGUUAGGGCAGGAAUCAGUGUUUGCAAGUUGUUGUCAUCACUCUGAUUUGACCUUAAUUGCUUCAUUAGGGGGCAGAGUUGUUCUUGAAAAUCUCAUUCUCCCAGAAACAGAGCUAUGGUUUAGUUUUUCAGCUGAUGUAGUGUAAUGAGCUUUCCCGGUUGGUUUUCCUCCCAGUUCUGGGAAGGUGUACACACUAUGACUCUUAACUCCAGGACUUGCAUAAGUAUUCUAGCAUCUGUUAGUUGAUAAGUUUGGUCAAUGUUUCUCUUUCUUGAUGAUGUGUUAAUACUAAUCUUAUAAUUUAAGAUUUAUCUUGUAUGUAAGAGCAGUUUGGGGUUAGGGAGGGAGAGGAACACAGAGGAUAAAGGUGGUGUAGUUUCUCUUUAGUGCUUAAAUUCUGGUUUUUCCUUAGCACAUGUAUUUCUCAACUACAAUUGGAGGAAUUAACCAGAGAGGCAAGAGGAAGUGAGUUGCAAUGGUCUAGUUUAAUGACUGUUCCAUUUGCUUAGGUAAAACUGGGGGAAUCACAGCUCCUCAAAGUCCUGGACCCAAUUGAAGCUGAAAGUGGGUCAUUUUGUUGACUGGGCUUCUAAAGUCUAUAUGACUUGAGCAACCCAGCCCAGACCUCCCUUCAGAGAAGCCUUCCUUCUUUGACUGGAAUGCACUUCUCUUGCUUACAUUCCUAUGAAUAGAGCAAAAUGGCUAGUUGGUUGUAAGGUGGCUUUGUCCUAAGUCCCUAGAGACAGGAGCAUUUUAGGAUUGGUAUUAGGAGAUGCCCCAGGGAACAGGACUGUAUUAGAUUCCAGUGGUAAAACUAUACUGUGCCAUUUCUUUUGCCCUCCCACUAUGCCUCAUUGAUUAAUGCGAUCAGUUCUAUAUAAGCAGUGGUUCAGAACCUGUUUGAGUGACAGACCAUUUUGAGAAUCUGAUAAAACCAGAAACUUCCUUUUGAGAAAAACAGACAUUAGAAAUAAACUUUUGCAUAUACUUGUAGCAGGUUCAGAGCCUAUCCAUGGAAUCACUAAACUGGGGUCAAAGAAAGGGAGGUACUUGACCCAGUAUAGUUGUGAUUAUUUGUUCAAGAAUUGCUUAGGCAAGGAUCACUCAUUAUUUUAAGGACUAAGACACCAGAGGCAGGGUAUAAGGAUAGAGUCUGGUCUUUAAUGACUAGAAGGAUAUUGCUUACAUUCUGUGUUUUUUAAGAAAGAUAUGACAUGUUGACACAUCCAGCUCCUCAUAUACCUUGUUUUAAAGACCUGUGGGAGGUCUUUAAAGAUCCCAUGCUAUCAGAUCACACCUCUUAAUAACCAGAUUGAUCUGUGUUAGUGAUUGUUAAUGUUAGAAAGUGAAGCCUGCAAAGUGUAGGUAUAGUCAUAGCAUCCAACUGAAAGAUAUCAUGGAGUCUAAGGGCCUUCUGCAGAAGGGACAACUCAGUAGGGCAUGUCUGGUAUACUACUGUCUUCUCUACCUCAGUCCAACACCACUUCCCUUGGACAAAAAGUAAAAUAACAGCCAUCAGAUGGGUGAAUAGAUCUGAAUGAGUUUUCCCAUAGGAAAUCAGCUUCAAACUCCAUCUUCUUUCCAACAUCCUCUGCCAUAUAUCUACCCUAUCCCUUUAAAUGAAAAAUGUCUCUGUGUCCUCUCUAGGCAAAAUGUAAAAUAGGGAAGUUCAGAGACCUGUCACUUUUUUCCUUCUUUUGCACCUCUCCUAUUCAGGGCUCAAGUAUCCUCCUGUUUCUACCCCAUCAAUGUAUCUGCAAAGAAUCCUUUACACUGGAGAUUAUAACCCAAAAUGUUAUCUUUUCCAGAGCUACUUACAUUUUAAGCCUUAGCUCUGAUAUAGAAAUGGAAAGAAAAGCUUUUCCUUGUUAAAAUGAUGUUAUUCCUUCAGGGAGCUAAAAGGCUAAUAAUUUGGGACAAAAACAUUCCCUUUCUAGCACUCCUGCAACCAAACCACAGUUUCCUAUUUUCAUCAAGGGCAAGGUGAGCCCUGACUCAAAACCAGAAAUGCCAGUUUCUUUCCCUUUUUCUUCAGAUCGGUGCACUGGACAGGGGUUAGUGCGGCUGGGCAAUAACAGAAAAGUGGAGUCUAUUCCCUCAGACUCCUUAGAGAUCCUGAGCUGGCACAAUCUUCUAUUUCCUGGAGUGCUGUGUUGUGCUGUAGGUCUCAAAAUGUGGCAUUGAUAUCACCUGCGAACUUGUUUUAGAAAUGAAAAUUCUUGGUCUCCGUCCCAGACAAACAAUCAGAAACUGGGCGUAGAGCCCAACAGUCUUUAAAGAUGCCUCCAGGAUGUCUAAUGUGUGCUAAACCUUGAGAACCACUGGCUAGGAGAUUCAAAUUCCAUUUUACUCAGUGGUACCUCAUACUCUUCAAAUGGAGAGAGGAGGGAUCUUCACACCCCUGUUGUCAGAUUUAUUUUCUGCAACCUCUCCAGGCUAGUUGCUCCUCAGUUCUAUUCCUUCUGAGUCCCAAGGCCGUCCCUGACUCUUAAAUCAGUCAUGACUGGGUUCAUCAACAGUUUCAGAAACUAGUGGGGCAACUAACUACCAAGCUGCUGUAGUUGGUUGGGGCUGGGCUUCUAAAAUGAGCACUGAAGAUUCAUGACAAAAAAGGAGUGGACACCUCAAAGAAGGGAAAUCCAAUAUAAAACUGAAACAAUGACAUUCAGGGAAAUGGUCUUCCUUUGCUAGUUAUCUGGUCCUAUUCCAGAACUAGUACGUUACCCAGAGGCAGGCAAGGUGGGGAUUCAGCACAGGAGCAAGGCUAGCUGUCCAACCCAAGUUUUCCAACCUCACAAUUGCCCUGGAGACCAAUGUGCCAUGCAAGGGAUUUUUAAGCCAGACCAGGCCAGCUUCUCUCCUAGGCACAGCAACAAGAACAGUCUGAACUGACAGUGACGGAUCAGCAGCCCUUCUGGGGAGCUCCCAGGUCAAAAGUUUAGAGUGAAUCUAAGUGUCUCUGGGGAGGUGAUCAGCCCUUCCCCAGGCGGAGAAGCCUGGGAAUGCUUUUCUUCCACUCCAGGCCUCAGGCUCUUGCCCUCUUUCAUUUUCCAGCCGCCACCUCCAUUUUCCCGGUAAGUGGAGCUCUCCCUCCACUGUUCACUCCUUCUUAUUCAAUUUGUUUAAUUUGGUUUGGUAUUUUGUUUUACCUGGGGAAUGCCACACCUUCCCCAGGCUUUUUGUUCUUCACAAUCCCUAUCCUUCUUCCACCGUAGUUUCUGUCUUUGAGCUUCUGGCCCGUUCCAUCCCAUCAUGAGCUUACUCACUACCUGUUCUGUGCCUAUUGUCCAGUUUCUUUUCUGUCAGCUUGAAGCCUGCUACACAGGUCACUGUCACACUUCCCACUUCUUCCCUCAGACUUUUGGCUUGGCAAUGCAGUCAGCAGCUAUCUCACCACUACCUCUCUCUCCCUCAUAUAACCUCUUCACCUCCGAACUUGAUCCAAGCCCUUCACUCCAUUCCCUACAGACUUCUUCUCUUGAUGUGGUUUUCUACUUUCUAUUUUGAUUUAUUCAUCCCCUCAUGUCUCUUGUGGGUUCCAAGAAUCAGUCUCAAUUCUACAAGCCAUUUGUUUUGUAUGCUUACUAUGCAUCAGGCAUUAGCUGUUCCAGGCUUGGGAGAUCAUGUGUGACUGUGGUUCCUGUACUUAGCAUGUUGCUCAGCCAAGCCCACCCCUGCCACCACUUUCCUGCCACACCUAACACUGCACACCAAAGCACCCUCUUUCUGGGUGCUUUUCAGGGUAUAUGCCCACUUGCCAUACAGCCCCCACUGCUCCAUGCCUUCCAGAUUUCUAGCUGUUGUCUGACUUGGUUCCCUCUGAUGGUCUGUGAACUUCCUGUGGAUUACCCAACAGGGGAUCUUUGUCUGUAUCCUUAGGGAUCUAUAAUACCCUUUUUAUGGUCCCUGUCAGUUGAAUAAAGUAUUGGCUGUGUCACUGA
Molecule: messenger RNA, 6715 nt
Organism: Manis pentadactyla (Chinese pangolin)
Lineage: Eukaryota; Metazoa; Chordata; Mammalia; Pholidota; Manidae
Gene: ZNF641
Product: zinc finger protein 641
Exons: 6
Coding region: 192-1466 (424 amino acids)
Biological process (GO): negative regulation of transcription by RNA polymerase II
Cellular component (GO): nucleoplasm
Molecular function (GO): DNA-binding transcription repressor activity, RNA polymerase II-specific
Source: RefSeq, a predicted model, not a curated record